Ctenopharyngodon idella (grass carp) is the source of this 7546-nucleotide messenger RNA. RefSeq names its product prospero homeobox 1a (gene prox1a). Gene Ontology annotation, molecular function: RNA polymerase II cis-regulatory region sequence-specific DNA binding; DNA-binding transcription factor activity, RNA polymerase II-specific. The record is from RefSeq and is a predicted model, not a curated record. The transcript is spliced from 5 exons. The coding region runs from base 1141 to 3360 and encodes 739 amino acids. Gene Ontology annotation, biological process: regulation of transcription by RNA polymerase II. Gene Ontology annotation, cellular component: nucleus. Lineage: Eukaryota; Metazoa; Chordata; Actinopteri; Cypriniformes; Xenocyprididae.
GAAUGAGACCUCUGAAAUGUGCUUUGGAGGAUUUUUCAAAUUGCGUUUUUUUUUUUUUUUAGAAUGCCACAAUUAAAUAUGCCUGGUAUCACAUAAACUACUUGAUUUAUUUUACUAAUAUACAACAUUUUUUUGUAUCAAUAAAGAUAUUUUAAUCAUUACUCACGACAAUGUGCAGGGUCACAUCACAUUUCGUUCAAAUGAGCUGCUAUAAGAACCCAAGAGGCAGUGGCUUUAAAUGAAAAGGGGAAAAACUUUUAAAUUCACUGAGGAAAAUGAGUAAUAUAUGCGACGUUCUGAAUACACUUUUUAAUUUCAACAAUGAGCAGGAACAGCGACUACAGAAAAGUAGGUUAAGGCUUUGAGAAAUCUGCUUACAUGCUGAAGCACCUGAUAGGAUGGUGAGAAAUCAACAUUUGAUUGGCUAAUGGCUCUCUAAAUAAUGUGUCCAAAUAAUCCUGCUUUUUUUUUUCUUCUUCUUCUUCAAUAACGCGGAACUUUAUUUUAGCGUGGUACUUCAAAUUUAUAAGCAAGACAGAUAUAAAUGCAAAUUAAUGUGCUGCACAUUCAAAGUCUGUGCAGUUUUUCUGUGCAUAAAUCAAACCUAAAGAAAAAGGAUAGACAACACUAUUCUAUUCUAUUCUGUUCUAAACAGAUACUGUUUUGCAGCUAUGAGUCAAAUGUUCAUUAAGAUAAGGACAGAAUGCAUUUUAUCCAUUUGGUUAUGUUUUAAACUUCACUGAUUGAUCAUAAAAGCACGCGUAAUGGAUAUGUGCCACAUUUUACAAACAGGAUCUCUCAUGCGUUUUGGGAUAAUCUUACGGAUUCAUCUAUGCAAGAAGUCGUCUAUAACAAUUAGUAAGAACGUGUCAAAGCUUCAGCAUAUUCCUUCAUCUGUUGACUGUGGAGGCUAGGAGGAGGGAUCUAAAGUAAGAGCAAGGUCUUAAGUAGAAAGAAGCCCAUAGCUCAAAGACAACCUUGGCAAGCGAAACUAUUUUCACGAACCCAGGCACGCACGAGGUCGAGGCUGCGGUCACUUCUCGGGGCCUGCAUACCACAUUUCAUGAAUGUUGUUCCCAGGGUUCUCGAGCUGUGCCCAGCUGACAGGCUUUCAAAAAUGGCACAAUAACAGUUCCAGUGAUGCCUGACCAUGACAGCACAUCCCUCUUAAGCAGACAAACCAAGAGAAGAAGAGUUGACAUAGGAGUGAAGAGGACUGUUGGGCAAGCAUCUGUGGUUUUUACCCGCACAAAAGCAACCUUUUUCAGUGCCAUGAAUCCCCACGGUUCCGAGCAAGAUGUUGAGUGUUCAGUGGUGCAGCACGCAGACGGCGAGAAGUCCAACGUGCUUCGCAAGCUGUUGAAGAGGGCGAACUCUUACGAAGACGCUAUGAUGCCCUUUCCAGGGGCAACUAUCAUCUCCCAGCUCCUGAAAAACAAUUUGACCAAAAAUGGAGGCAGUGAGACUAAUUUCCAGGGAAGUGGCCUCUCGAGCACCGGAUCAGAGAUCCAGCAGGAGGAUGCUUGCAGCAACUCCUCGCGGGGCAGCCCUCAGGAGUGCCUUUCACCAUUCAACAGGCCCUCCAUGACCCAAUUUGAAAUGGAGAGGCUAACAGAUGAGCAUCUUAGGGCCAAACGAGCCCGGGUGGAAAACAUCAUCCGUGGGAUGAGCCAUUCUCCUAGCGUCACGCUCCGUGCAGGUGAUAACGAGCGCGAGGGGGCAGCCCAGCCCCCGAGUCCUCGUGAGAACUACCGGGAAAACAAGCGCAAGCAGAAACUGCCACAGCAGCAGCAGCAGAGUUUCCAGCAACUCGUCUCCGCGCGCAAAGAGCAGAAGCACGAGGAACGCCGGCAACUGAAACUACAGCUGGAGGACAUGCAGAAGCAGCUGCGGCAACUGCAAGAGAAGUUCUACCAGAUCUAUGACAGCACUGACUCUGAGAACGAUGAAGAUGGAAACAUCUCUGAAGACAGCAUGCGUUCUGAUGGAAUGGACAAUCGUGCCCACGACUCCGUCCCAGAUCGCUCUGACAACGAGAUGUCCGACUUGGAUCCAGGGCACUUCUUGGAUCGAGCACGCGCACUUAUUCGGGAGCACACCAUGGUGACGGCGGGGGACAAACCCAAGCGUGAUGGGUCACGAGGAAAGAGCCAGGGACCAACCUCCAUGCAUGCAGAGGGCAAACAGCUAGCAGAGACGCUAAAACAAGAGCUCAAUACAGCAAUGUCCCAGGUAGUGGACACCGUGGUGAAGGUCUUUGCUAAGCCACCACGCCCAGUUCCUCAGGUUUUCCCACCCCUGCAGAUGCCCCCUGAUCGUUUCGCAGUCAAUGGAGAAAACCCAAACUUCCAUACUGCCAACCAGCGCUUGCAAUGUUUCGGUGAUGUCAUCAUUCCUAAUCCCCUGGACACUUUUGCUAGUAUGCAGGUGCCCAACUCGAAUGACCAAACAGAGGCCCUGCCUUUGGUAGUGAGAAAGAACUCUUCAGAUCAGUCCGGGUCUCUUCCCACACCCGGGGGUCACCACCACCCUUCCCUGCACCCCUCACCCUUAUCUUCCGCAAUGGGCUUUAGUCCUCCCUCUUUCCGCCAUCCUUUCCCCCUUCCUCUAAUGGGCUACCCUUUCCAGAGCCCCUUAGGUGCCCCAACAGGGCCUUACCCAGGAAAAGACAGGUCUUCUCCCGAGUCUCUGGAUUUGUCCAGAGAGACCACCAGCCUACGGACCAAGAUGUCGUCCAACCACCUCAGCCACCAUCGUUCCAUCUCACCAACGCACCCAGGGAAUGAAGGCUUGUCCUUGUCCCUCAUCAAGUCAGAGUGCGGAGACCUUCAGGACAUGUCCGACAUCUCUCCAUAUUCAGGAAGUACAAUCCAAGAGGGGCUUUCUCCGAACCAUCUGAAGAAGGCCAAGCUGAUGUUCUUCUACACACGCUACCCCAGCUCCAACAUGCUGAAGAUGUUCUUCUCAGACGUGAAGUUCAACCGCUGCAUCACAUCACAGCUGAUCAAGUGGUUCAGUAACUUCCGUGAGUUUUACUACAUCCAGAUGGAGAAAUUUGCUCGGCAGGCCAUCAACGACGGUGUGACGGGGGCAGACGAGCUGAGCGUGAGCCGGGACUGCGAGCUUUUCCGCGCUCUCAACAUGCACUACAACAAGGCCAACGAUUUUGAGCAGGUUCCGGAGCGAUUCCUGGAAGUGGCGCAGAUCACGUUACGGGAGUUUUUCAAUGCCAUUGUGGCAGGCAAAGAUGUUGAUCCUUCCUGGAAGAAGGCCAUAUACAAGGUCAUCUGCAAGCUGGACAGUGAGGUCCCAGAGAUUUUCAAAUCUCCAAAUUGUCUGCAGGAGCUUCUGCAUGAGUAGUGAUUUGAAUUGCUUACCAAGUAUCAUCCCUUCUUUUCGAGAAAUCUUUACAAAGUAAGAGGUAGCAUUCCUAUUUUUAAGUCCCGGCUACUUUUGAAUGACUUAGCUGUUAAUUUUUUUUUUGUGCUUCUUUUUGGGAAAGUCUAUAAAAUUCUUGAUUGUUUUGACUGUAUUCAAUCCUUACCCCCUUUUCCAUGCCUUUAAAUUGGGCAUUACUAUGUUUACCAGACAAAAUGGUUAACAAAUGGAACUGACACCCUGAAUUUCUCUCUUUUAUUGGUCAUUUUUGUUGAGGGCUUUGUUUUAUCCCCGGAUGUUUGCAAUGUGUGAUGGUUUUACUAUUGCUGAAUAAGACUUGCAUUUGUAGCUUGUAUAGAUGUAAUUAUUAUUUAUGAUUAAUAUAAUUAUUACCAUUAAUGUUAUUCAUGCUUGCUACAAAAAAAAGGAAGAAAGGAAAAGAAAGACAAAAAAUUGACAUGUGGUAUUCUUGUUUCUCAUGGCAAUGCUACAGAAAAUAAAUUAUUCUUUGGACAAAAAAAUAAUAAUAAUAAUAAAGAGGGGUAUACAUUUUCUAUGUGGGAAAUUCAUAUAUAUAUAAUAUAAAAAAUAUAUAUAUUUGAUGUUAUUCUUGAAAGGAACAGCAUUAACUGUUUUUUUUUUUUUUUUUUUUUUUGGUUUAGCCAUUCUUCCAUGUUGGCUAGGGUCCAAUGUUCUUGUGUUUUGUGUCCACAUUGAUAGCACUGGCUCUAGGGAGGGAGGCCUACUCGUAGGUUUUUUCCCCCCUUGACGGAGCAGCCUCUCUUGUAACUAAGCAACAUGGCCAUUUCAUACUGGGGCAAGCCAGUUCGGCACAAAAAAAAAUGGACGCCUUCCCACUGAGAAACCAUUCUUGCUCAUAAAAAACACGCUGUCACAACUGCUCACAUAAACACACACACACACAUCACUCUCAUACAUAGACGCUAAUUCACAAACGCAAACACGUGCCGUACGGCAUCAAGAAAAGAGAAUGGUUGUUGUUCAUUUUCUCCACCUGCUGGCUGGGAACACCUCUAUAAUUGGACCGUAAAUUUGGUAGAUUAUCUCAAGUUCGGUUUACACAGUAGAGAUUUUGGCUGAGAAUAAUUAUUUGAGCAUUAGCAAAAGUUUUUUUUUUUUUCUUUGUACGUACUGGAUUGUACAUAGUUUAUUUGUUAGAAAUGUACAGAUUUGCUUAAUAUUCACAAUCAUCUGAUUAUGCUGUGGCGGUGUACAGUUUAUCAGUAGUGAAACCAUGUUAGAGAGAGACAUUGUUUGUUUGAGUUCAAUUGUACAUUUCUAUGAAUCAUAUGAAGUUGCUUUUUAGUAGCUAAGAGAUCCACGCAAAUAACCAAUUACAACAAUUAGCCUACCCAAGAGAAAAAAAGCACAGUUUCUUCUCAAAUCGGUGUUCACAAAAGAAAAGAGGGCCUUCAGACUCUUUGUGCAUCCCUUCCUAGUUCAUAAAUAAGAGUCGGCAGUAGAGGGCAAGGGCUGGACAUGUGAUCUGCUCUGGAAGCCUGUGCCGUUUGCAUUGGGCAAAUCCAGCUGAUGAAUUGAAACGCAGGCCGGCAAUUAUUGUCAGCACAAUGCCUUAAAAAACCUGCUGACUUCUAGAUUAAUGGGCACAAAAGAGCAUGAGGUGCUGUCAUUCUGUCGCCAGGGCUGGCAUCAUCCACAGCCCCCGGACAACGCACAAAACGCCAAGCUAUUCACUAUGCAUUGUAAAGAAGAGGAAAAACAAACCCGAAACAAAGUUAGGAGUUGAAAAAAGGAGAUGUUUGGCCCUGUUCUCUUCUCAAGUCUCUCACAAGGCUGUGCUGACAUACGUUCUCCUUUACAUGCAUUGUGAUAAAUAAACGAUUCUUUCAAGUCGUAAGGAAUUCUGUUAUCACUAUUAAUUCAUUUAAAGGUGAUGCUUUGCAACAUUUUCAACCAAAAAGUGAAGCUUGUGUCAUUGCAGUAUUUGGUCACACUUUACUUUAGGGUCCAAUUCUCACUAUUAACUAUGACUUUUGCCUCAAUAAACUCCUAAUUACGGCUUAUUUAUAGUUAGUCAGGUAGUAGUUAGUGUAGGUAUUGGUUAAGGGAUGCAGAAUAUGAUCAUGCAGCAUAAGGCAUUAUUAAGUGCUUUAUAAGCACUAAUAAUCAGCCAAUAUCCUAGAAUAUGCAUGCUAAUAAGCAACUAUUGGACCCUAAACUAAAGUGUUACCCACUAUUUUAAUUUGCGCAUUAAAUGGUGCUUAGUCAAAUUCAUCUGCUCAUAUUCAGCUGUAUAAACAGGUAUUGCGUAUUUUACGCACUUAAUGAAUCUGAUAAUUGCCUGUGCCUAAUGUUAAUCACACCAGCAAAUUAUUUUUGUUUUUUAAUAAAAAACUCUACCAUAAAAUGUGACAGAAAUUAUACGAUUUGAAUCCUAUGAAGAGACAUAAAAACAUAGAUCGACCUGGAAAAACAAUAGCACAGAUUGAAAUGGAGGCUUAUAUUUUCCACAUAUAGGUUCUAGGUAAUGAACUACAUGCAAAGUCCAUGAAAAAAAUAACUUUUACAGCCCAUUUGAAGAAGAAGAAGAACUUAGUUCCCCAUGAAUUGGAUGUAUUUAAGCCAUUUAAUGUAGCACAGAGGCAAUGAGUGUGCUUAGGUGUGUGUGCGUACUUACUUGUGCAUGUGCGUGUUUGCAGGGAGUGUGUGAUAUACACGCAUGAUAGUACGUUAGUUUUAGUUCCCAUAAGGACUUCUGUUUAUUUUCUUUUAUCUAUUGUUUCUCUUUUUGAAUUUUUCUUUGUAUUUAUCACUGUACUGCAUCUUCAAGACAAACCAGAGGGAGGUUACGUUCAACAUCUCAAGUCUUUUUUUUUUUUUUUUUCCUUGCUAUUGUACAUCUAGAAGUGUUAUGAUGUUUUAAAUGUUUCGAGUGGCGACUAUUUUUCUCCCCUUCAUCUCAGCACCUCUUCAGGUUUGCCCGUCAAAGGUGUUCUCGAAUAAUUUGGUAUUGAAAUGAGAUGGAUCUGUUUGCGUGGUUACACAGGGUCAUUUGCUGUGUUGCUUUGUGUCGAAAAUCCUAAAUGUAGCCGUGUACAUUUCGCACUCCAUUAAGGACACUCUAUAGAAGAAGAAAAAAACUCUCUGAAUAACCUUGAUUCAAAGUAUGGGUAUGAAGUACACUAUUACUACACUAUUGCUCAUUUACAUUUGACAUGAAGAGAAACUUUUUAUUUGUUUUCAUGCGAUGGAAAAUGUGGUGAUCUGUACAAAUCAAUUGCCAAACUCAGUUUGGGACUGUUUUUUAUUACAAAGAAAGACAUUACUGAAGAGAAAAGGAAGAAAGAAACUUUGUAUAUGACUAUAUUUCUGGGAGGGGAACAAUUAUUUGUACUGAAUGCAAUGUGUUGUACAAGACUCUUGACUCUUUGUAGAUUUGAUGCUGUAUUUAUGAGGUGUGUGCUCCCUGAAGGGUUUUAAACAUGAUUUCACUGGCUUCGACAUGUAUGUAAAUACAAACCUAAAAUGAGAAAACACUGCCUUUCUAUGAUUUAGCAAUAUGAUGUAAAUAGCAUUGUUAUGCUUUUUUUGUAUGAAAGAACUCUUUGAUUCUAGUAUGGUAAUUCCAGCUGAAACUGUUACAAUUUUCUUUGAUACGUUUUGAAGGAUACACAUACAUUGUUAACGGGAUAGCAUUGUGGAUUUUGUUGUCAAUUUGUCAUGCAGAACUUUCAUAAUUUAUUGGUUUAAUUUAUCAUAAUUUAUUUGGUGAUGGUGUACAAUUUUGGUAUUUCUGGGGAUGUAUUGUAAUUUUAUUUGGUAGAAAGAGACAAUAUAAAUGCCCUCCUAAGCUCCUUAACUCUGUAGAGACAUAAAGAGACACUUAUGUCCAGGUAGCCAUUGUAAUUUCAGACACUGUAGUCAUAAGAGACGCUUGAUGAAAAAAAAAAAGGAAAGAAAAAAAAAGAUGUACAAAAAAAACCUUUUCUUCUAUCUUGUUUGGAAGGUGAAAAAAUGUGUGUUUUGAAGUUUUUAUUUCUAAUCACUUAAUCAGACUUUUACCUUUGCUUUUUACCACCUACACAAUACAGUAGUCAAAGUGCCUCGUGUGCCUUCCAUCUCCUCGGAACUGAAUGUAUGUGCAGUAUAUAUGCAAGCUUGUGCAAAAUAAAAACUAAGUCCUAGA